Molecule: messenger RNA, 1596 nt
Organism: Cyprinus carpio (common carp)
Lineage: Eukaryota; Metazoa; Chordata; Actinopteri; Cypriniformes; Cyprinidae
Product: collagen alpha-1(XII) chain-like
Exons: 7
Coding region: 8-604 (198 amino acids)
Molecular function (GO): protein binding
Source: RefSeq, a predicted model, not a curated record
AUAUGGAAUGCCAGGACUUACAGGAAAACCAGGAAAGCCUGGAGACACUGGCCUCCCGGGAUCUGUUGGCAUGAAAGGAGAGAAGGGUGGAAGGGGAGAUACUGCGUCACAGAAUAUGAUGCGUUCUGUAGCAAGACAAGUGUGUGAACAACUAGUCAGCAGACAAAUGAGCAGAAUCGACAUGAUGCUGAACCAGAUCCCCAGUAACUACAGGAGUAAUAGUCCUGGUCCUGCUGGACCUCCAGGCCCACCUGGCAACCAGGGACCCCAUGGAGAGCCAGGUCAGCCCGGACCCAACGGGUUCCCAGGAAAUCCAGGUUUGCCUGGGCCUCCAGGAGAAAGAGGAUCGCCCGGAGAGAAGGGUGAAAGAGGAAGUCCAGGCAUUGGCACUCAAGGACAGAGAGGAUUACCUGGACCUCCUGGGCCACCGGGGCAGUCUCAGAUAGGACCCCCUGGUCCUUCAGGCUCAGCGGGGCCCCGGGGCCCACCAGGGCGGCAGGGUGGACCCGGAGUCAGAGGACCACCUGGACCUCCAGGAUACUGUGACUCCUCUCAGUGUGUAGGCAUCCCUUACAAUGGACAGGGUUACCCAGGUUUUGCGUAGUUUGCUAUCUAGACUGCCUGAUCCCUUGCACAUCCCGUGUCAGCGAGAUUAGCACUCGCUCUGAGCUAAUAAGGAUAACCACCAUGGAUAUGAUUGCUGAAUAUUUGCUGGCCAACUCUUAAAAAAAACAAACAAAACCCAAUCAAACCAAAGAAAGGACUGGACUGCCACUAACACCAGCUGUGCGCUACUAUAUCAUACUGGAGCCAGUGAUGGUUUUAUACCCGUGGCCCGUUUGCAUCUAGAGCAGCAAGAAAGAGCUUCGUUUUGCAAAGAACGCAUGUGAAACUACUAACAAUGAGCGUUUAUGUUAACAGUGUUCAACAGUGGUAGCUCUUUAUGAGGGUGAGAUGACUGUAAAUGAACUAAUUGUGCCUUGUAAAUGUUAAUCGAUGACGCAGUGGGCUAAAGUUAACAUGUUAACAGCAGUGAUCAAGCUUGCUCCUGAUAACUUGCUUCUUGCUGACGUUUCAUUUUCAUUUGUGGUUUUCAUCAUUGAUGAUACAUGUAGGCAACGCUCAGGUUAAAAAUGCAGUGUGUGCCAUUAGUAUACGCAACCAUGAAGUUUUAGGUAUAUUUGCAGAGUGCUACGGUUUUCUUUCAUUGUUUGAUAUUGUGAUUUCUAUACUUGUAUGAUCCCUCACAGCAAGUUUUCACAAAUGCAGUCUUUUUAUAUAAAUGUAUGUUUGUUAGAUUAGUGAUAGUUUAAGGGGGGAUGAGCCAACGCAAGGUUGUGGACAACCACCAAAUGGGUUUAGUUUUUGUUUAAUAUAGGAGUUUUUGUAUUACUUUUUGUUAAAUAUUAUUAACACUAUGUAUGAAUGAAGAGUUGAAAUGACAUGCUGGAACACAAAAGCACAUGCUCAGCUGGCCAAAUAAUAUUUCCAAGCAGGCCCCUACCAGCCAGAACCUGACACCUACGUAGUGCCCAUACCAGCCCAGCCGUCGGAAGAUAUCGAGACACAGUCACCAGGUUUACGAAACCAGCGUGG